Schistosoma mattheei is the source of this 1743-nucleotide messenger RNA. The record is from the annotation of a GenBank genome assembly. NCBI's taxonomy places the organism in Eukaryota, Metazoa, Platyhelminthes, Trematoda, Strigeidida, Schistosomatidae.
CUACGUUGUAGCUGACUGACUGAAUUAAUAUAUUCAGUCUAGAAAAUAGCGAUAUGCUAAAAUCAUUCAUAUGGAUGAUUUAAAAAAUCGAAUUAUCAGUCUUUCAGUUGAACACAAUAAUAAUGUUAUAAUGUAAGGAUGUUUGAUUUCCUUAAACAAUCAAUAUGUUUUUGAUCCAGUCCUCAAGAACCUUAAGUUGUUUCAAUGGUAUGUGGUUAGUAGACUAAAAUUUAAUCUUGUUAAUAAAUGACAAUCUAUUCUGUUCAUCAUUUAUCAAUCAGUUUAUUAGACCUAAUUCCCAUUAGAGUUGAGAAAGUUCAUUCACUAAAUUUUAUUCAUUUAAUUCAACCGUUAUACGAGUGUACUCAAAAUAUAAACCAACCUGUUUGGAUAAUUAAAGAACAUUGAAGUUGAGUACUUUUAAAACGUCAGAGUGUAGGUUUUUUUAAACUGAUUCUUUUUUUUACCUUCAUGUCGAAUAUCUUUGUGAAAUAUAUUUCUCAGGGACUUUGGACUAAAAAAAGUAGUUCUGAUGAUUCUGUAGAUCACAGUGGCGUUUAAUUUUCCUCUGAUGUGAAAGUGCGGUUACUAUUUGUCUUAAUUUCUCUCUCUAUCCCUAGGCUAUCACAGACUGUAAUUGCAUGGCAAACACUAUAAUCUAUUAUCUCUAUUCAUUUUGUAGACUCUAAAACUAUUUUCGUCCUAAUGCCGAACUGAAUGGGUGCAGGACAAAGUGUUAGUCAGCAGAAGUCGCAUAAUUUUACAAGAGAUUCUCAGCUAAAUUCUUCCCAGUCAACAAAAAGAUCUGGUCAUUCUUCAUCUCUUCCUUCUUCGCCUCGAUAUGAUUGGCGUCGUUCAUCAUUAUCGGGACUUGCUAGUACCUCGUAUUUGAACAACACCAACAAUAGUCGCAAUUAUGGUAGCUUUCAAAGUCCUUCUAAGCAAAAACACCAACAACGAAAUUCUGUAUCUAGUCUACCAAAAGAUACUUUUGCUUCAUCAACUGAGCUGGGUUUAGAUAUAUGUCAAAGAUCUUCUUCGACUAAUCCUGAUGCCGGUAUACUAACUGUCAAUCGUGGUCGUCAUACUUCAAGUCAUUAUGAUUUAAGUGGCAGUAGAGAUGGUUGCAACAAUCAUACAGAAUUAGGUCGAGUUAUAUUAAAAAAACUUCAAUGGAUUUCUAGAUUUGAACCAAUUUCGUCUACUAUGAAAGUACAAUAUCAUUCAUCAAUGGCAGCAACAAUAGAGAAUCAACCAUAUGCAUCAACUUCUCAAUCGAUUCCAUCAUUAUCGUCGUCAACGUCAACAGCAUUUAAAAAGAGACAAUUUAUUCCACAUGUUCCAGAGUUCGAAGCGUUGGUGAGAAUGUCAUCAGUCUAUGAGCAAUAUUUGCAUAAAUAUACUACUGAGUUGUCACAAAAACAAUCUGAUCUGAUCAUUAUAGAAAAUAAAAUUGAUCGAGAUAUUUCACAACUUGUUGAAACAUUUCAAGCACGUGAGAAAGGCAUCAACAAUAAUCAACAUUCCAUUAAUUCAAUAUUUCAAAGUCCUUUCAAUAGUCCAAAGAAAGUUAAUUCAAUUACAAAUUCAAUAAAUGACUCGACGAAAUUAUCCGGAUCUCAACAAAUUGAGAAUAUUGUUUUAUUAACUAGUCAAAUUUCAUGUUUAUUAACACAAUGUGAUGAAUUAAGUAAACAAUUAAUGAAUUCAAUAAAUAAUUUAAAUGAAUUAUUACCUGAAUAA